This is a messenger RNA of Symbiodinium natans, 846 nucleotides long. The record is from the annotation of a GenBank genome assembly. Lineage: Eukaryota; Dinophyceae; Suessiales; Symbiodiniaceae.
AUGGUUGCGUUCACCUUGUGCAAGCCGCCGAUGGUCACGAAGGCCCACCAGCUGCUGGCGACUGCCGCGGUGUUUGGUGUUCUUUACGCUGUGGCCCACAUCGUGACUUUUGCGGUGACGACUGCCGGGCCUGGUUGGGACAGCACGUCGCUGUCCCUCGACCUCACGGGGUGGAUCGCGGGCACGUGCUUUGCCGUCCUGUGCUGGAAGUCCUCGAACCUGAGCAGUACAAGCAAUAAGAGGAGCAACCAGUGGAUCUGCGUCUGGUCCAUCCUCACCUUCGGCGUCCGAAUUCUGGACACGCUCAUGCUUUUCGGCGCGGUGAAGCUGUCCGCCGUGUACAAGACGCCUCAAGGCGCCGUCUUGUGGACCAACGUGGUCAGCGACGCAAUCUUUGGAAACUUGUUCGUGUGGUGCGCGCUCGCGGCUUCCAUCAUGAUCCUCGCAUGCCCGGAGGAUCUCAGCGUGGAAGAGCCAUGCCUGGAGGAUGGCGCUGGCAUCUUUGUGGUACUGCAUGAUGGGCAACAGCGAAGCUUGAGCAAGUAUGGUGCUGCAAAAUGCGGGAAUGCGUCAGAGGUAGCAGGCGUCACAGGAAUACGCGUGACGGCCCACGCAAAGACGGACUCAGGGUCUCAAGGCCAAGUUCAACCUGGAUCUUCUGCAGAUUCACUUCCCAGCCUCCGAGGUGAAGCUUCUCUCUUGCAGUCACGAUGCCCUUCAAGCUUGACUCGCGACACCAUCUUCUCCCAGCUCUCAAGUACUGGACAACUACGGUUCUGUGCAAGUUCGCAUCUGCGAAGGCCGCUUCUGCAAAGGGCAGCUUUAGACCUUCUUCCUUUUUCUUAG